Messenger RNA from Maylandia zebra (zebra mbuna), 5347 nucleotides. The record is from RefSeq and is a predicted model, not a curated record. Lineage: Eukaryota; Metazoa; Chordata; Actinopteri; Cichliformes; Cichlidae.
GUAUGUGGGUAUGUGUACUUAAAUGCACAUUUAUGUGUGUGGUUUUAUGUCUGUGUGCGCCUGUGCACAUGUCUGGGUCCUCUUGCCAGAGGCAGAAUCAGAUAUGAGUGGAACGCUGCGGGUUUGGGGAAUAAUGUACUUCACUGCCAAUAAAACAUGAAUACACACAUUCAGACCAGCCAAAUCUUUGAGCUGCACCAAGGCCCCGGGUAGGACACAUACAUGCUCACACACUCACAAACGCAGAAACAGAGGGAGGAUUUUGUGUCUGUGUGUGUGUGUGUGUGUGUGUGUUUUCAGUGGUUGAAGGGGAAAAGAAAAUCUGGGUAAAGCUGUUGGGAGAGGCUCUACAAGAACAAAAGUGGAGGGAAGGAAAGUAUUACACAGAAGAUGAAACAAUACGAAAAGAUAAAGGUGAAAGUGUCAGGCGAGCAGUAUGGGCGCUUGGAGUCGAAUGUGACACUGGCAUGCAAUAAUUCGGAAAUCAGGUUACCUGUGUCGUGGCAUCUCAGCCACAGCGCAGUGUUACCAUGGCAUCAAGUGACACCAAAUGGAAGCUUAGUCCUGCUGCGUGUCAACCAUUCAGCGCAGGGCACCUACAGCUGCUAUGACAACAGUGGGCGGCUCCUCCGUUCUAUAAAACUCAGGCUGGGCCAUCCCCCUGGGCGGCUGACCAUUUCCUGUCAAGUGCCCAAUCACACACAUGUUCGCUGCUCCUGGGUAGAAACUGUAAAGACCUUUCUGCCAGCAGAGUAUAAUGCCUCCUUCAGCAAUGGUAAAGAGUGGAGCCCAUGCAUCGUGGACGUCACCCAGAAGCACUGCGAUGUAGUUCACCCUGCUUUCUGGCAGCCCAUCCAUACCCUUAGAAUCACAGAGACGAAUGCACUUGGGUCUAAGAAUACAACCGCCAGUGUUAAAUUACACGAGCUAUUAAAACCAGACCCUCCAGAGUCAGUGUUGGUGAAGGAACUUGGAGGGUAUCCAAAGAAGCUACUGAUCUCAUGGAGAUUUCCCUCUUCCUGGCCCCAGCAUGAUGCUUUUCCUUUGAUAUUUCAUAUCAGAUAUAGGCCACAGGGCUCUAUGUUCUGGUCAGAGAUUUACUCUUUGGAUAAUUCAGUUGUAAUAUGGGACGCUCUGGCAGGCCACCUUCACCAGGUUCAGGUCCGAACCCGUGAUGAAAUUAACGCGGAGAGCCAGUGGAGUGAAUGGUCUCCUCUGCUACUCGGCAGGCCCUGGGAAGACUAUACCACCCCUGAGCCUGAUGUGGAGCCAGAGGACAUCUUUACUCUCCCAACCAAAUCAAAGCCUGAAGCCUCCACUCCAAAGUCACGGGGUUCUAAACACGGGGAUGAAGGUAAUUUAGGUCUGGUGAUUCUCCUGGUUUUGUUCUCAGUGGUCAUCCUCACCACCAUCUUUUCCCUCAUCUUUGUUGUGUGGAUGAGACAGAGGCGACGUGAUCAUGCCACCAAACAAGAGCUCACCUCUAUGGUCAAGAUGAAGUCCAUCCCAAUCUAAUGUUAAUUUGAAACAUCUUCAACCCAUCAGCCCCUUCUGGGGUUUCACCAGUGUGUCAGCCUGUACCAUUCCCCGCUGUUAACAUGCUGACCGUCCGUAUUUGGCUAUAUUAACCACAGAGCGUCAUUCAAGAGUCCAUCCAGAAUCCAAGGCAGCAGGAACUAACUCAUGUAAAGAGGUUGACAAAGUAAGGUCAUUACCAGUUUAUAUCGGCUGACUGAUGGACAGUUUUUUUGAAAGAUUUCCUUGGACAUAUUCAGUGACUACAAGUGCACUACCCAUAAUGCAACAUGAGACUCCUACCUGCCGUCCAUGGGUAUAGGGACAGUCCUCUUCACUUCAGCAAUGCUCACUACUACACACGACUGUAGGAGCAACACUGCACAGGGACAUAUGAGUUCACUCAUAACCAGUGCUCUGUCAAGUCUCCCCAAACAUUUUUUUUAAACUUUUAAGCAACAAAUAAGGAAAAACAAGUGCAGCUGCCAAACAGGAGCAAAGGGGAACAUUGUUUCUGGAACAACUCGUCACCCAGAACUCCUCACACUCUCAAUCACUGUGAGAGGUAACACAUGUUCAUUCUCACCUCGACUGAUUGACCGACUCAAUGCUGUGAAGGAAGCAACACUUCUGCUAAUUUCUGUGCGUGUCUGAUGCCAAAGAAGCAAUGACGGGCAUUAUGGGCUCAGGUGGGAGGCAGGGAGCAACCUGUCACCUGCUGCUGGCAUGAGGGAGAAUAUGGACAUAGAGAAUGAGGUCCGGGGUUUAAUAGACUUUGUUUCAUUUAUGACAAGUGAUUUUAUGUUGCAUGAUAUCCCUGUUAUGUUGUCUGGCAUAUUAAGUAAAGGUUUUUUUUCUUUUAUUGUAGUUCUUUCUGUCCAUCCAUUCACUGUUUCUAAAUGUGUGCGAAUGAAAGACUCGCAUAAAAGAAAGAGGGAAAGAUACUGGCCUUUCACAGAUCACCAGCAUUAUGAAAAUACAUGGAUUCUUAGUCAUCUAGAGAAUAUUAGAGCAUACAUAUUCAGCUGUUUUGUCAAUGCCAAUAAUGCCAAUAAUAAUAACCCCAGGGUCAUUGUGUUAAAAAAAAUGGGAGUAUGUUUUGUUCAGAUUCAUUAUUAAGUCAAACCAUGAAAUCAUAAGAAAAAGAGGAAAGUAGUAAAUCUGAAGAGCUGGAACUUAAAAUUUAAUUGGAAUAGAUGAAAAUUGUUGUCAUAAACUGACUGGUGUAGUCAGCCUUUUAAAGACAAAAUAUGACAUAAUGAGGCCGUUAAAAAAAGUUUCCUUAUCAUGUUUUUUAUUUUAUUUUUAUUUUUUUAAUAAAUUACAAGAUUAGAGUGAUGUUACUAAUGAAAUGAGGGCAAAGGUUUAGAUCAAAAGGGGCCCUCAAAGGGCCUUUGAGGGGACAAAAGCAAAAAGUGCUACAAAGUAGCUUGCUUUAUUGUAACACGAAACAUGGAAAGUGAUGCAGAAAGUGCUGCAUUUGAUAUCAUUAGGAACAAUGUGUGUACUCGCACGCCUCAUAUCUGUCCAUACACGAGAGAGGUGCAUUCUGGGUGGUUACUACGGUCUUGUUCACCAUAGUAACUAACAUCGAAAGGGGUACGCAGCACUAGGCUUUCACUGCAGUUACUAAAAUGAAUGUAAACGAUGGUUUUAGGAUGCUGAUUUUUCUUGGGGUUUUUGUUUGUUUUUUAGGGGACAUUUGGGGAGAGGAAAUAAACAGCGGGGCAUUGGCACAGAUCGAAUAGUUGCCAUCAACUGCAGAGAUUGUACAAGAACCACCUGCAUCAGCUGUUCAAUUAACCUUUGAGUUUAUGAGGUAGAUCAGUGCAUGCUGGGCGGUGGUGGAGAUGAGCACGCACGCAAUAAACUGACAAGAGUAACCCUCGCUCACUGUACAUCUGUCUCAAAACCCAUCGCCUCACGGAAAACACUCGAUUUCUGGGUGGCCAACACUUAAAAAUACCUCCGAUACAGCUUGUCUGCUUUAGUCCUGCUUUUCACACCUGUGCCUAUAAACCUUGUGUCCUGCUAGCUUUGCACCACAGAUGGAACCGAGAGGCUCUUCUGCUUGAGAAGCAAUUUUUCUUUCUUUCUUUCUGCUGGUUUGGUUGUUACAUUCUGCUCAUCUAAGGCUGUGUAGUUUCUUUUGCUGGCUGUCAUUUCAGAAACACAAGGUGCAUCCAAGUCCAACUUUUUUUUGUUUUUCCCAGUUUGGCAACUGUAUUGUCUCUCAAGCUAGCUCCACAUAUUAUGCAUGGAUCCAGUUGAAGCUUUUUUGUAUAUUAUUGUAUAUCAAACUUUAAAAAAAUGCAUACCUAUGUUAUAUGUGGUGUUUAUAUGUAAGGAAAAAACAUAAUCUUUGGGGUAGAUUGACAGACAUGGUUUAGCUCAGUCUUGUGUUAAGGACAUUUCUUUUUAAUAAAUCUGUCAUUCUACACCAAUAUUACAUAGGUAAAUGCAUUACAUGCUCCCUGUCAAUCACUCUAGGUCAAUACUAAAACUCAUUGGACGAAUUGGAAGUGAAUACAGUGUCAAUGAAGGGAGACUUCAAUAGUAUUAAUAGCCUGAGCUAAGCCAUUUCUUGUGAGUCUUCCCAGCAUUGUGUGUGUGUGUUUUUCCCCCCAGUUAUAUGAAGCUGUGUUACUGUACGAUUACUGUAUGGACAACGUGUUUACUGAGUUAGUCCUUAUCCAAUGUUUAAUUCCUUUUUUUUUUUUUUUAAAUAGAACCACAAAUGGAUGUUUUCUUUUCACUGACACUCUCCUUCCUCCAUUCUUGUGGCAACAUUCACAAAGACAGUGAAAUAUUUAAAAAAUUAUUCACAGAGUCAAUUUGAGAACCCGCCCUUUACUUCCUUUUUAAAUUGUGUUCCAGUAAACUCGGGGCUCUGAUGGAUGCGAGAUAUAAAAGGAUGCAUUCGGAGCUUUUGUACUAGAAUGUGCACACAAAUUUGAUUUUAAUUUCUUCUGUUUUUUGUUUUUGUUUUAAAUAUUACUAUUGGUGCAAUGAAUGUCAUCUUUUUGUCAUUUAAAACAAUCUUUGUAGCUGAAUCUUUGUAUAGUAAAUUCUUUUUCUUAUGCUUGUCUUGUCCUUCCAAGGUCCAGUCAAAAAAAACUUUAAUCAAGAGUGAACCCACUACCUGCUCUCUGUGUGACUUUUAUACUAAAUAUUCAGUUUUAUAAGGCCAAAUUAGGAAUUUAAAAAAGAUGGUAAAUAUAACAUAGAAGCCACUUUGCCAUAAUUACUGGAUUUACAGGUAAUAAAGUUAAUAUUUUUCCAAUCUACACAGUAAUGUAAAAGUGAAAUACCUGUUUUAAAGAUAUUUUUAUGAUAAAUAUUCAAAGUAAACUUUGAUAAAUUGUAUAAACCAUCCAUCAGAUUCAAGUUUCCGGGCACAGUGCCAUAUAUUUUAAAAGGCGCCUAUAAAUAAGAUGUGUUUUUACUAUUACUAUUAUUAUCAUUAUUAUUGUUAUAUCAGUGACUGUUGUUCACCCUGUCUAUUUUGUUUUUAAGGGUUCAAUGUGACAUGUUUUCUGUAAGUGUAUGCCUAUGGAGUUCUUUCUGUCUUUCUUGGUGUUUUUGUUAUUUUUUUGUUUUUUUCUGUGUGGACAAACUUCAUUUACAGUCUGUUCCUCUGCGAUAUGUGACAGUUAGAGGAGCCUGUUGACUUUUAGUUCUCGCAACUCCGAUGAAACUCAGGCAUCCAUUCUCAGAUGUACAUAGUCAUUUUUGUUUCCUCGUGUUCAACAAAUAUCACCAUAAGCUGUUUUUUUUUUUUCUUCCUUCCUGUCCUGGUGUCUGUGAAAUAAAAAAAAACUAUUUUAUCACA